UCAGUGUCUUGAUCCCAUCAAACGGUGCAGAUCAACUCCAACCAACACAACAACAUCCUCAUCCUGCUCCUGUGACAGAGAGACACCAACAUGCUCUUGUUCCUCUUCUUGUUUGGUCUGGCUCUGGGUGCCGUGUCUCCUUCUGAGGAACAUGAAGUGAAGCUAGAGCGUGCCAACUGUCCCAUGUUCUGGUACAGCUUCAACAACCGCUGCUACAAGUACGUCGCCACGGACAUGACCUGGGCUGAUGCAGAGAUCCACUGUUUGUCACAAGGAGCCAACCUGGUGUCUAUCCACAGUCUGGAUGAAGAAAGUUUCGUCAAAACCUUGAUCAAGAACUUUGAUCCUGCUGAGGGAUGGACCUGGUUUGGAUUCAGCGACCUUCACAAAGAAGGCACAUGGAUGUGGUCUGACGGCUGCCCAGUGAAGUUUACCAAAUGGGAAUCAGGCCAGCCAAACGGUGCAGGCAGUCAAAACUGUGGUGAUCUCAACCAUAAUCCAGGAUGGAAUUGGAAUGACUACGAAUGUGCUACAACUUCUCCCUUUGUUUGUGCAUCUCGUAUAACCUGUCCUUGAGAUGUUACACAUGUCUGAUUGAACCUGGUCACUGCUCACCUGUUGCUCUGUUGAUAUGCAUUUGGCCUCCUCAAUAAAGACACA
Molecule: messenger RNA, 660 nt
Organism: Sebastes umbrosus (honeycomb rockfish)
Lineage: Eukaryota; Metazoa; Chordata; Actinopteri; Perciformes; Sebastidae
Product: lactose-binding lectin l-2-like
Exons: 1
Coding region: 91-576 (161 amino acids)
Molecular function (GO): signaling receptor activity
Source: RefSeq, a predicted model, not a curated record